AGGAGGGAGCGGUGAGGCGACACGGGCGGGUCUGUCUCAGCAUUCACACCGAGAAACAUCCUCGAAACAGGCGUCAGCAAUGGCGGAAGCCCACCAGGCAGUGGCGUUCCAGUUCACCAUCACCCCCGAGGGGAUCGACCUGCAGCUGUCCUACCAGGCCCUGAACCAGAUCUACCUGUCUGGGGUCCGGUCCUGGAAGAAACGAGUCAGCCGCAUGAGGAACAGUUUGAUCAAAGGCGUCUUCCCCGCCAGCCCUUCGUCCUGGCUCUUCGUGGCGAUAGGAAUCCUGGCCACCAUGUACAUGCAGUCCGAUCCCAGCAUGGGGCUCAUCUCCAAGAUCCAGCAGCACCUUCCUCUGAGCCUCCACGUGUCGCUCAGCUCUCAGGGUCAGACCAUGCUGUCGGCGCUGGUCUUCAGCACUCUGCUGUGGCUCUCGCUCAUCCUGGCCCUCCGGUUCUGCCUGAAGCUGCUGCUGUCCUACCACCACUGGAUGUUUGAACAGCACGGCCGCGUCUCCAACACCACCAAAGUCUGGGUGUCUCUGGUGAGAUUAUUUUCAAGCAGGAAGCCUCUGCUGUACAGCUACCAAACCUCCCUACCUCACCUGCCCGUCCCUGCUAUCAGCGACACUCUCAGCAGGUACUUGGAGUCUGUGCGCCCUCUGUUGACCGAUCCGGAGUUCAAACGAAUGACCAACCUGGCCGGUCAGUUCGAGUCGAAUCUCGGAAACCGCCUCCAGCGCUACCUGAAGCUGAAAGCUCUGUGGGCCACCAACUACGUGAGCGACUGGUGGGAAGAAUACAUCUACCUGAGGAGCCGGGGCCCCAUCAUGGUCAACAGUAACUACUAUGGCAUGGACUUUCUCUAUGUGACGCCGACCCCGGUGCAGGCGGCCCGGGCAGGAAACACCAUCACCGCGCUGCUGCUGUAUCGCCGCAAGGUCAACAGAGAAGAGCUCAAACCGAGUCGUGUUCCAGGUACUGUCAUCCCUCUGUGUGCUGCUCAGUGUGAGAGGAUGUUCAACACAACGCGCACACCUGGAACUGAGACUGAUGUUCUCCAGCACUGGCAGGACAGUGAGUUUGUCGCAGUGUACAACAAGGGCCGCUUUUUCCGGCUGUGGGUGUACCGAGCCGGCCGACUGCUGUCUCCCAGGGAGAUCGAAUACCAAAUCCAGAGGAUCCUGGAUGACCCCUCACCCCCACUGCCAGGAGAGGAGCGACUGGGGGCUCUCACUGCUGGAGACAGAGUUCCAUGGGCUCAGAUCAGGAAGCAGUACUUCAGCUCCGGUGUCAACAAACGCUCGCUGGAUGCCAUCGAGCGCGCGGCCUUCUUCGUCACCUUAGACGAUGAAGAGCAGGGCAUGAAGGGGGACGACCCCGCAGGGAACUUGGACCGUUACGCCAAGUCUCUUCUCCAUGGGAAGUGUUACGACAGGUGGUUCGAUAAAUCUUUCUCCAUCGUGAUAUACAAAAACGGAAAGAGCGGCCUGAAUGCCGAGCACUCGUGGGCUGAUGCACCAACAGUGGCUCACCUUUGGGAGUACACUUUGGCCACCGACGCCUUCCAGCUGGGCUACACCGAGGACGGUCACUGCAAAGGCGAAGUGGAGCGCUCGCUCCCACACCCUCAGAGGCUGUCCUGGGAGAUCCCCUCAGAGGUGCAGGCUCAGGCGAGCAGCUCCUUGGCCGUCGCUCAGGCCCUGGCAGAUGACGUGGACUGUCAUGUGUUCCCCUUCCGGGAGUUCGGGAAAGGUCGGAUCAAGAAGUGCCGGAUCAGCCCCGACGCCUUCAUACAGAUCAGCCUGCAGCUGGCGUACUUCAGGGAUCGUGGCGGUUUCUGUCUGACUUACGAGGCGUCGAUGACGCGUCUGUUCAGGGAGGGACGGACGGAGACGGUGCGGUCCUGCUCCAACGAGAGCUGCGCCUUCAUCAGAGCUCUGGAAGGGCGAGAGACCGAGGACCAGUGCAGACGUCUUUUCCGAAAAGCCUCCGAGAAACACCAAAACCUUUAUCGCAUGGCGAUGACCGGCGCGGGAAUCGACCGACACCUUUUCUGCCUCUACGUGGUUUCCAAAUACCUCGGGGUCGAGUCGGCUUUCCUCAAAGAGGUUUUGUCGGAGCCCUGGCGCCUGUCCACCAGCCAGACCCCGGUUCAGCAGAUGGAGCUGUUCGACCUGAAGAAUCACCCCGACUUCAUCUCGCUGGGCGGCGGAUUCGGACCUGUCGCCGAUGAUGGCUACGGCGUCUCGUACAUCAUCGUGGGGGAGGACAUGAUCAACUUCCACGUGUCUUCGAAACACUCCUGCAAGGAAACUGACUCGCACCGGUUCGGCGCUCAGAUCAGCAGAGCCCUGCAGGACAUCAUGACGCUCCUCUCAGCAGACGCCAAAACCACCUCCUCCUCCUCCUCCUCCUCCUCCUCCUCCUCCUCCUCCUCCUCCUCGUCCUCCAAAGACAAGAAGCUCCUCUGAGCUCGGCCCCCCAGUUUAAGAUCAGUUUCUCGUGGCAGCAUUACAGGUUCGCUACGUUUUUGAGGCGGAAGAGUCGUAAUUCAGAGCGAUCCCGCUCUUCAGCUGCUUCUGCUUAUGAUGAAUAUGUUCAGCUUUAAAAAGCAUUAAGUUUCAAGCUUAACUUGGUCCCUUGACUUUAUAUUUGUUUUUUGUUUUUUUUAAGCUCCAACACAUCCAGAUUUUAGUUUUUCAAUGUCUUCAUGUAUCAAUGCAAACGGGCUGCAGCCCCCCUGCUUUCUCUGAGAUUAUGAAGCCCGUGGUGGUGGAUUUAAUGAAGAAAGAGGAGGGCAAAGGUCAUCGCAAGGGAAUGAGGGAGGUGUUUUAAGUAAGUUCAGAUAAAAAACGUUGAGGCAAAAAAGGUGAGAAGCCUUCAGAAUGAUUUGUCUGUUACACAAUCACUCUUGAAGGCUGCUCUCAGCUCGCUUCAUUAAAGGGAGGAAAAAGGGAGGUCUGACCAGAUUAGACACGCUAUUUAAUACUGUCAGCUCAUGAAAGGAGUCAGUCGGGACUGGAGGUUUACAAGAUAGACGAUGAAAGUCUCACUUUUUUUCCUUCUUAAAUGUACGUUUAUUUUUGUUUGUUUUUGUCUUCCUCGUCGUCUGAUCUCUGGUUCACUCUUCACUUCAGUAAUUCAGGAUUGGACGUGAUUUUAGCUGCUCUCACGAGUUCAAACAUAGCAGGAUGCACAAGGAGAACAAUAAAUCAGUAACAGCUCACGACACAGUGAAAGUGAAAACCUCUUCUCGACGAAAGGAACCCGCUACAUGUUCUCACAGUUGUCAAUCCCGUAUUACUCCUUCCAUAAUUACCACUCUGCUGUCUUUGUGAAAGCCGUUGGCUGUCAGUCAUUGAAAACUGGGCGUUGCCCAAUAACGGUAUGUCUCAGCGAGGAAACGUGUGGCUUCGGAGUCUUGUUGUCACAUUCAUUCACAGAUUUCUUUUGUGCAAGCUGCACAACUUCCAAAUCAAUCAAAUACUUGAGUAUUGUUGUGAGUAAUGCACUCUUCACCGUGUCUACAGUAGGAAUAAAAGACGUGUGUUAAAUCCCUGUCGCGCAUGUUCAGCUUUCAUAUCUGAGCCCAUAAGAGAAAUAACCCGCGUUGUGAAGAUGAAGGAAAAGCAGCAGUGGAAGCAGAGAGUUUCGUCCCUGGCAGGAUCAUUUCAUCAUUUCCGUUCUCCUGUAAAGGAUUUCGUGAGCACCGUUUUGCUUCCAUCGACCAGAUUUUCCUCAUUUUAACAACAGCUGUUUCCAGUUACGUUUCUGUUCCUGGUGCCGGACGCUAAAUUUAGCCAACUGUUUCACAGUGCAGGCUGCGUUUGAGCCGAGAUCCGGUGACGAUUAAACAUCGGCAUCUUUUCUCACGAUGCAUUCAGGAAGUACAGAUCACUUUUUUAUUGUUUUUUUUAACUUUGUAAUGUCGACUGUGUAUUAAUGAAUAAGGUGUACAUGGUUUUUAAUGUUAGUGUGGAUAAUGAAAGCAGUGAAACAAGUCAAAGGAGAGCACUAAACCUUCCUAGUGCUUUCUCUUUCUUGCCUUGAGGGUUUUUUUUUUCUUUUUCGUUACAAUUGUCUGCGAAUGGCCCUUUAGUUUCUUCUCCUCGAGUUAUUUACAGCCUGCUCGUCAACAGAUGCAUAUAAAACAAUUCCUAGAAAUCCACCCAGCAGCCAUUACGUGCUUUUAAUCUGCUUCAGACGUGCUUUGACCCGUUUCACUCAAGCCGGCAUCUUCAUCUGCUUUCAUGUUCUUCCAACAGUUUCUGUUGUCUUACACCACAUUUUCCACUACUUGUCUGAUAGAUUUCCAUACAUUUGUCCUGUGAUGAACUGUAAUUCAUCCCUUUUACUUUAGGAAAGUAUCAGUGUCCCUUUCUUUUUUUGUGUGGUUAGUCUGACACUCCGUUGAGCAGGUGUACCUCACCUCGUAGCUGGAUUUCUCUCUGGUUUUGGUGCAUUUGGGUGCUCCGAUUAAAGAUUUACAGAUCUGUGUACUUUGAAUCUGCAGGAUCCUCUUCCUUCUCCCAGCAGCGCGCGUGCCUCCAAUUCAAGUGUUCACUCCGCCAGAACUGUGACUCCAUGCAGUUCCUUCAAUCAAUGCAAUUCCUCCGGGAAACUUUGGACGAUUAACCGCGUCCUGUAAUUUUUGUUUUUCUGAUUGUAUCAAAUCAUCCUCCGGUGUUGGUGCUAGAAGUUAGCGGCUCAUUUCCCAAACUUUGGACUGCUCCUUCAGCCUUUUUGUAUUCAACACGAAACCUUUUACAGCUACAACUCCUCUACCUCUCUCUCCACCCAGUCGUUCUCCAGCAUCCAUGUGAAUUCUGAAGGGACUUUAUCGGUGCUACUUCUUAUUCCAGGUCCUCCUUCAGAUUUUCUCACGACAGUGUGUUUUUGGGAAGAUAGAACAAAGAGAGCAUGUUUUAGGACACUGGAGCGUGUUUGUUUCCCUCGAAAGGAGCUUCUCGUGACAUUUCUGCAUUUAAAAGUGUACUAAUGUUCGCUUAUCUUCUUCAUGCCACGGCCUGAAUGAAAAAACCACACCGUGCCUGGACCUGACUCACCGAUUCAUCUUAAGCUGUUAUUUAUUCAUCUAGUCAUUUUCUUUAUGCGCCGCUAUUAUAUGACAGGCUGCUAAUGACACUAAUUACCUCCAUUCCAGCUGGUUCUUCUCUCUUUAAUUUACCCAGAGAUAAAAAAACAAAACAAAACACAGAAUUAAGGUUGAUAAAGAUCAAUUUGGCUCACUCCAGAUGAACAGCAGGGAAAUUACUCAUUUCCUAUUUGAUUGUGUAAAAUACAGUCACAUGAGAUCUGUCUGUACAAAAAUGUCAAUUUUACUGUGUCAACCAGCAGUUAUUUACCUUUUUUGAUCAUAGCGUUCGUAAGGACAACGCUCUCUCAUACAGAUGUCAGUGUUGAAUUUCUCUCCCGCUGGGAACGUCUCUUACUUUCCAUAGAAUUAGCAAAACUCACGCCACAAUUAAAAUGUGAAGCAUUUUCCUCUUAACACAUGAGUAAGAACUUUUUCAUCAUGAACAACUCAAAAUGAUCUCAGUUCUCAGUAGAAAAAAAUUCCUGGGGCCUCUUCGUCUGCUCCUUCUUCUUCUUCUUCUUGAGCACAUCCUGUUGGAGUCAGUGAAGUUUCUCAACAGCUUGGACGACGAGCCACUCAAAAGAAAAUCAGCAAACAUCCCUCAGCACGUUUACACUUCAUCUUACUUCAAACUAACGAGCGAUCUGCUUCUUUCAUUGUUGUUUUUUUUUUUUAUUACGUUCCUUCUGAUUGUUUACUGAUUUCCAAGACAACUCUGACUGUGUUGGGUCUUUCUUGCUCGGAGCCUUUAUUUAAAUGUCAGUCGUUGACUGUGUGAAGACAAUUC
This is a messenger RNA of Salarias fasciatus (jewelled blenny), 5887 nucleotides long. It is a transcript of the gene cpt1a2b, whose product is annotated as carnitine palmitoyltransferase 1A2b. Gene Ontology annotation, biological process: carnitine metabolic process; fatty acid metabolic process. The transcript is spliced from 19 exons. Bases 80 to 2473 code for a protein of 797 amino acids. The record is from RefSeq and is a predicted model, not a curated record. Gene Ontology annotation, molecular function: carnitine O-palmitoyltransferase activity. Lineage: Eukaryota; Metazoa; Chordata; Actinopteri; Blenniiformes; Blenniidae. Gene Ontology annotation, cellular component: mitochondrion.